UUUGCAGUGAAUUUAGCCCCUAUCUGUUUGAGUUUAUAAAUAGAUGGGAUUAGGUACCUGCAGAAAUUAAAUCCUAGAUGUAAUUAAAUGAAAUGUUACAGUUUUCACUUUGUUUAAAUUACUAUUAGGAACAUUCAAUUAAAUCAUAGAUAUCAUAAUAUAUAUAUUAUUAUUUCCUAUUAAUUAUUAUUUUAGAUUGCCACAUAUGUUAACGACCUCUUUUAAUCAUUACUCUACCCGAAAGGUGAUAUUAUUUUUGAUUUCUAUGUUGAUGGAAAUGAUUUUACUACAUUAAAAUAAUGGGAAUCUCAAUUAUAAGAAUUGUAAUUUGUAAAAGUUCAAUAUUUUUUCAGUAUUGUUGUUUAAACAGUAGACACUUUCAAAUUUAAAUAAAUAAUGUAAUUAUUAAUUAGAGAAUAAAAAACCUACUUUUAAUUACUGGAUAGACAGAAGUUGGUAAGUCAAUGUUAGUAUAAUCAUUGUUAUAUAAAAUGAAAUAGCUGUUGAAAAAUAUGAUGCUUAGCCUUAUAUUGAACUUUUACGAUAGAUGAUUGAAUUAUAAGGAACUUUUGAUCGUACAAAAUUAUUUUUGUAAAAUAUUGAAGAUGUAACUCUAUUGAUAGCUGGUGGACCUCCUGGAGGUUGAAGAAAUCAAUUAUCUUCAAGAUUUGUUAAAUAAUUCAAUGUUUUAAAUAUGUUAUAGUAAUCUGAUUCUAUAUUGGAGAUGAUUUAUGGAUCUAUUUUGAGGAAAACGAGUGAUUAAAUUACUAGAAUAGCAGUUGAAUUAUUUAGAUGAAUAUCUUAACAAUUAUUACCAUUACCAGCAAAAUUUCUUGAUAAUUUUAAUUCAA
Molecule: messenger RNA, 851 nt
Organism: Paramecium primaurelia
Lineage: Eukaryota; Ciliophora; Oligohymenophorea; Peniculida; Parameciidae
Source: the annotation of a GenBank genome assembly